Messenger RNA from Megalops cyprinoides (Indo-Pacific tarpon), 910 nucleotides. It is a transcript of the gene rad1, whose product is annotated as RAD1 homolog (S. pombe). Gene Ontology annotation, biological process: DNA repair; DNA damage checkpoint signaling. Gene Ontology annotation, cellular component: nucleus; checkpoint clamp complex. NCBI's taxonomy places the organism in Eukaryota, Metazoa, Chordata, Actinopteri, Elopiformes, Megalopidae. The record is from RefSeq and is a predicted model, not a curated record. Bases 71 to 910 code for a protein of 279 amino acids. Gene Ontology annotation, molecular function: 3'-5' exonuclease activity. The transcript is spliced from 6 exons.
GUAAAAAAACAUUCACUGUGCUUAGCAAGGUAAACAACAAAUCAGUGAGUUAACUUACGACUCGAGAAGUAUGCCGUUGUCCACUCAGUCUCAGGGGGGAGAUGACCAGUACGUGUUAGUGGCAAGCCUGGACAAUGUUAGAAACCUGUCCAAUAUCCUUAAAGCCAUCGCUUUCAAAGAUCAUGCACUGUUUAAUGCUACACGGAAUGGUUUAAAAGUCACAGUAGAGGACUCAAAAUGUCUUCAAGCAAAUGCCUUCAUCCAGGCAGAAAUAUUCCAGGAAUUCACCAUUCAGGAAGAUUCAGUGUGUUUCCAAGUCAAUCUGACAGUUCUCCUGGACUGUCUCACCAUUUUUGGGGGAAGCACUGUGCCAGGAGUGACGACUGCCCUUCGAAUGUGCUACAAUGGCUAUGGUUAUCCCCUGACCCUCUUUCUUGAGGAAGGAGGAGUGGUGACUGUGUGCAAGAUCAACACACAGGAGCCAGAGGAGCCCAUAGACUUUGAAUUCUGCAGUACCAAUGUCACAAACAAGGUGAUCCUGCAGUCUGACAGCCUUAAGGAGGCCUUCUCUGAGCUGGACAUGACCAGCGAGAUCCUGCAGAUCACCAUGUCACCCAGCCAGCCCUACUUCAGGCUUUCUACAUUUGGAAAUGCUGGGAAUGCCCACUAUGACUAUCCCAAGGACUCGGAUAUGAUGGAGCUUUUUCAGUGCACAAAGACUCAGACAAAUAGAUAUAAGAUGUCCCUUCUGAAACCCUCCACUAAAGCGUUGGCUCUGUCCUGCAAGGUAUCAGUCAGGACGGACACCCGAGGGUUCUUGUCCCUUCAGUACUUGGUGAGGAAUGAUGACGGACAGAUCUGUUUUGUGGAGUACUACUGCUGCCCUGAUGAAGAGGUGGAGGAAGAAUAG